UUAAUUACGGAUUAAUUCUUAAUUACUUGUCCAUCUCCUUCCUUCUUGCUACCCUAAUCACCAAUUCACCAUGACAUGGGACUGCUUCUGAACAAACCAUUCAUCGUACACCAUCAUUUCUCCAGGCCUCCACUUGUUUCCGACAUUCUUAAAAGUCAUGGCACCCCUCGCUGCUGCCACCGGCUCUGCACUCUCUGUUAUGCUCCCACCAACUCCGGGUGGUACAAUUUUCACAGCUAAAACUAGUAUUCAUGAGCACCUGAGGAACAACCAUCAUCAUCAAGAGCCCAAGAUUUGUAAUCAAUUGAGGAUACCCCUCAAAUUGCACUCACAAAAACUGCAUUUGUACACAAAGCACCAACCAUUUAAGGCAAUGAGGUCUACCAGACAACUAAAUAGACAGAAACCAUCCUCGAUUGUCUGUGCAGCAGCAUCUGCAAGCGCACAAACUCUGCCCCGUGUUGACAAACCGAAAACAGCAAACACUGCUCCACAACAAGAUAAGACGACAUUCACACCAAGACUUGAUGACAGCGGCCCUAGCCUUCCGCCUCGGUAUGGUGGAGGUGGUGGCGGGGGAGGAGGCGGAUCACCCUCGUCCGGUGGAUUCUUUCUAUUUGGCUUUCUUCUUAUCCUAUCAUAUCUGAAAGAGGAGGAGGAGAAACUACUUGAGAGUAAGAGAAAUAGGGAAUAGGGUGCUCCAAGGAGAAAUGUAGCAUAUAACUUAUAUAGUGACAUGACACUAAUAUGUGCCCUGUCUAUAUAUAUAUAUAUAUAUAUAUAUAUAUAUAUAUAUAUUUUAAAUACAGACGAUUAUAAGAAAAAUUAUUGUAACAUCGGUGAGACAUAUAUGUCACAUCGGUGGUGAGGCAAUUUCAUAUUUUAUAUUUUA
This is a messenger RNA of Ipomoea nil (Japanese morning glory), 892 nucleotides long. RefSeq lists its product as uncharacterized. Gene Ontology annotation, biological process: chloroplast organization; thylakoid membrane organization. Bases 158 to 694 code for a protein of 178 amino acids. Gene Ontology annotation, cellular component: chloroplast. Lineage: Eukaryota; Viridiplantae; Streptophyta; Magnoliopsida; Solanales; Convolvulaceae. The transcript has 5 exons. The record is from RefSeq and is a predicted model, not a curated record.